AUGGCGAAGAAGACGCCCGCUCGUGAUCAGAUCGUCAAAUUGAUUGUUGGCGCUGGCCAAGCAAGUCCGAGUCCACCUGUUGGUCCCGCCCUCGGUAGCAAAGGCGUCAAGAGCAUGGACUUCUGCAAGGAAUUCAAUGCUCGCACCGCCCAUAUUACUCCUGGUGUACCAAUUCCAGCGCGAGUUACGGUCCGGCCAGACCGCUCCUUCAGCUUCGACGUACGCACUCCGAACACAUCUUGGCUACUCCUCCAAGCUGCUGGAGUGAAAGAAGUAAAAGGCAAAAUUAAGGGUGCACAACGACCAGGCCACGAAAGCGUCGGUACUGUUUCACUCAAACACAUAUACGAGAUUGCAAAAAUCAAGCAAAGUGAGACGCGACUGUCCGGAUUGAGUCUCGAAGCUUUAUGCAAAUGCAUCAUGUGGCAAUGCAAGUCUAUUGGCGUUAAAGUCGUGCCGUAA
Messenger RNA from Cladophialophora bantiana CBS 173.52, 462 nucleotides. RefSeq names its product ribosomal protein L11. Gene Ontology annotation, biological process: translation. NCBI's taxonomy places the organism in Eukaryota, Fungi, Ascomycota, Eurotiomycetes, Chaetothyriales, Herpotrichiellaceae. Gene Ontology annotation, cellular component: mitochondrial large ribosomal subunit; ribosome. Gene Ontology annotation, molecular function: structural constituent of ribosome; large ribosomal subunit rRNA binding. The record is from RefSeq and is a predicted model, not a curated record. The transcript has 2 exons. The coding region runs from base 1 to 462 and encodes 153 amino acids.